GCAGUUGUUUAGAAGGUGGGGCAGAAGCAGUUAGUAGUGAAUUCGUAUGAUUCGUGUGGUUACUUUACUCCAAGAAAUUUUUGUACAUAUAAAUUUGCAUAGAAAAAAUAUCGUAUAAAUAUUGUGUAUUAAGAAAUAUUCUACAAACUGUUAAUGUGAUAGUGGCGUCUUGCAUUUUAAAAGCUUACAGCUGGUUGUCAAGCAUUUUUUAAAAAUAUUAUAAAGUUACAUAGAAUCGCGUCUAAUCUAAUAAAAACUCCAUUUACCCAAAAACAUGUCAAAACGUAAGUUAGAAGAUAUGGAAAAUAGACUUGGAAAGCAACCACUUAAAAAUUCAUUGGAUUCUGAUGAAGAUGAUGAUGAGAUAAAUGAAGAUGCUUAUAAUAUAAUGAAUGAAGAAGAAUUUGAAGGUGCAGAAGAUGGACCUUCAGCACCUGAAACAAAUGUAGGAUUUACAGCUUUUAAUAUGAAAGAAGAGUUGGAAGAAGGACAUUUUGACAAAGAUGGCCAUUAUCUUUGGAAAAAAGAAAAACAAAUCAGAGAUAACUGGUUGGAUAACAUAAACUGGGUUCAGAUCAAAUCUAGUUCUACAACUCAAGAGCCUGUUAAAUCAAAUAAAAAUCAUGGAUUAGCAGAUAGUGAUAGUGACGACGAUGGAGAUGUUAUGUUUGAUCCCAUUCCAUUAUACAAAACAAUGUUAGAAUAUCUUAAGCCUGGCGAAACUGUUUCUAAAACCUUGUGCAGACUUGGUAAAGAGAAAAAAAAGUUAACUACAGCUGAAAGAUGGAAAAAGAAAAAGGAAUCUAAAACAUUUAAGGAAGAAGAUCCAAAGGCUGUUAGUAUAACAAAGUUGACAGAGGUAGCAAAUGAAUUAUUAACGCGUACUGGUAAUAUGGAUAUAUAUCAAGAAACUUAUGAACAAAUAAAAAAGAAGGUUGAACAAGCCGAUAAACAUGCACAUCCUUCGAAACAAGAAGCAGAGUUGGAUAUGUAUGCUGACGAUUUUGACGAAAAAGAAAAGGCGAAACUGGAUGACAUCAACAGUGGUGAAACGGUAGAAACUAGGGAAGACACAUCCAACGUAAAAGAGAAUGUAACAUGGGAGCUAAAAUGGUCACAAAAUGAAGAUGCGGAAAUAUAUGGUCCUCAUACUAGUGAACAAAUGCAAGCAUGGUCAAAAGAGGGAUAUUUCAAAAAUGGCGCUUGGGUCAGAAGAACUGGACAACAAAAUCAAUUUUAUAAUGCUGCUAGAGUAGAUUUCGAACUUUACCUGUAAUUUUUACAUUCGGAUACAGAAAUGCGUGAAUAAACCAUGUAUUAGACAUUGCAAGAAGAAUUAUAUUCUACAUGUAACUGAUACGCGCACGCAAUAUAUUGUGUAUAUAUAUAUAUAUAUAUAAUAUACAUAUACAAUAUGUAUGGCGUGUGUAAAAAUACAUACAAACUGUAAAUAGUUCAGUUUCAUAGUUUAUAUAUCUCACAUGUAGAGUUUUGCACAAAUAUCUGUACAAAUAUAAAAAAAAACGUAAUCCGCGUAAUUGCUUGUUAACAAUUAAACAUAUUAAUUUCUUUUCUCAUUUCUACAUCAAGAUGCUAAAGGAUGCCAACUCUUUCGUCUAGUAAAUUUUCAUACUUAUUUUUUUUUACGAAUGGUAACAUUGGAUUGUUUUGAUAUUAAUCUAGAAAUAAACAAAUAUGUUUGCUUUUCAAUUUUUUAUUUUUCAAGUUUUAUUUUUUAUUAGCAAUAAUUAUUUAGCAAUAAUUAAGAGUAAAGAGAUAUAAAUUGAUCAUUUUAAAAAUGAAUUUUUAACAUAUUAUAACAAACAAAUUUAAUCUUUUGCAAGAACACAAAAUGUUAGUAUCUCGCACAAACAACACUUCUAUCUGGUUAUUAGUCUGCGCUUAUUCAUAAAGUGGUAUCGUCACGAUUUGAUAUAUGGAAGAAGUAAAGUACACAAAAAAAGUGACGAAGAUAUAUUGCGUUAUAUUUUUACCGUAUCGGCGAAACACAAAGUACUUUAGUCUUUUUAUUUUAAGAUGAAAGAACGUAGCAUUCGGAAAUACAUAGGGAUUGGUUGAACGAAGGCGAAAAUAGGGUAAAACGAGCUGAUAAAUUUAUACAUGCCGGUUUCAUAAACGGAUAUAGAAGAAAGACUAUUAAGGGUGUUUUAUAUUCAAUGUAUCUUUAUCGUAAUAUGCAAAGCGCGUUAUUAUCAUUCCAAUUUCGAAUAUUCGUUCGAUUAUUCGAACAUUUUGAUAGUAAUUCAUAUUUUUUUUCUUUUUUAUGCAACCGGCAUCGGGAUGUACACACAUAUAUACGAAGAAAACAAACACAUACACAUAGACAUUUGCGCACGUGAGAAGACAUGAUUUAUCGACGUCGGAAUGGUUCAGAUCUUUUUUUUACAUAAUAUAGACAACAUAUAUCGAUUAUACAUGAGAGGAAGAAAUUAUCAAAGAGAGAGAGAGAAAAGUCUAUGAGAGUAUCAACAACUAGAUUUUAUUGCUGAAAAAGAAGGUGGCAUCUACAAUGUGAUGCUGAACAUGUUUGAUCAUACGCGAUCGAGUCCAAGAUUUAUAAUGUGAUACGAUUGGUUAUUAUUCUCAAGUACUAUGCUAUUAUAUAAGUCUUUUGAAAGAUGGAAAACAUUUGACUUGCUAAUAUUGAUGCGCUCCGUAUCGCUUACUCUGGAAAGAGAGUAACGCGUUCAAUAUAUCACAUUCAGUUAGGUUUGGUAAUGGGAUCGCGCGAGAAAGAAAAAAAAUACGCGCGCGACCUUUACGUGUGUGGUAAUAAAAUUUCUAUUCCGACGAAAUUACAUUGCUGGGAUGUUUUACAUCCAGUUCGCGUGAUGAAAAUUCAAAUUAACAGCGCCGUACUGUAUAAAUAAUUCAUUGGCCGAAAUUGUGUGUGUGUGUGUGUGU
Pseudomyrmex gracilis is the source of this 2925-nucleotide messenger RNA. It is a transcript of the gene holn1, whose product is annotated as CD2 antigen cytoplasmic tail-binding protein 2 homolog. The record is from RefSeq and is a predicted model, not a curated record. NCBI's taxonomy places the organism in Eukaryota, Metazoa, Arthropoda, Insecta, Hymenoptera, Formicidae. Gene Ontology annotation, cellular component: U5 snRNP. Gene Ontology annotation, molecular function: protein binding. Bases 275 to 1276 code for a protein of 333 amino acids. The transcript is spliced from 7 exons.